Messenger RNA from Harpegnathos saltator (Jerdon's jumping ant), 3814 nucleotides. RefSeq lists its product as uncharacterized. Lineage: Eukaryota; Metazoa; Arthropoda; Insecta; Hymenoptera; Formicidae. The coding region runs from base 479 to 3511 and encodes 1010 amino acids. The record is from RefSeq and is a predicted model, not a curated record. The transcript is spliced from 4 exons.
GCAUUCGGUGCAGUAAAAUUAUAUGAUAUUCAAAUAGCUCCUGUAAAAAAGUAUAUUUUGCAAAUAUAAAUACCUAAACCACCUUAAGUGUACAAUAAAGUAUUAAUUUUAUAAAUAAUUUUUGUACAGUCGAUACUGAUUUGACACAAGAUUUACCGACAGUAGGUUAUUAAAUAAAGAAGUUCUGUAGCGCCUGUAACGCCAAUGGUCGUUAGUAUCAUCUUGUCUCUGCAGGAAACCCUUCUAGAAAUUUGUUAUAUAAAGCCAACCUCUCUACUUCUAUCUCUAUCUAAACAACCGUCAUAAGAAAUAUAUCUUAUGAAUUAUACGUAGUAUAAAAGUGAGCGAAUUGGAUAAGUGUUCCAUCGAAAUUAUUGAGAGCAAGCAUUUUUAAGUUAUUUUCAGUUAUAAAUAAGAAUAACAUCGAUUCUCGAGAAGUUACUUUAUCAACUUACGUAUAAGUCAAAUUACAUUAAACAUGUCUGAGUUGAUACAAACAAAUAGUUCUAAAAGUUCUUUAUUUCCUACAUCUGCUAUUCUCGAUCAGGAUACGAGCAACUCGAGCAAUGUGAGCAAAGAAGAUGAAAACCAAAGUCCUUGGUGGGAAGUAUUUAACAAAUCGAAGAAUAAUAGCAAUAUUAAAUCAAGGAAUAUAGCUUUGAAUCUUUCUGACAUGACAAUUGCUGAUUCAACCAACAUAACAGGAAAUAUGAGUGCAAAUAUUGUGAAAACUAACAUUUUGGAGACAACAUCUGAGUCUGAGAAAACAGCUUAUAUAAAAAAGAGGAAAGCUCCUUUGAAAUUAGCAAAUAGAAAGAGCAGAAAUAACAAUUUCUUAAGUGCACUAAAUACUACAGAAGAAAAUACUUUAUUGCAAGGAUUAGAUAAAGAGACUCAUACAUCCGAUGGUUUGAACAAUCCUCACCGUAAAAAAAUCUCAUCAAAGAAGUUAGAAGAAGGAAAGGAAGAUGACGAAGAUUUAAGACUAGAUAAUAUUCCUUUGACACAAAGAAGUUUGGACAAUCUUGUCCAUAGAAAAAUUACAUCAAGGAAGUUACAAGAAGGAAAGAAAGAUAGCGAAGAUUCAAUAGAUGAUAUUCCUUUGAAACAAAGAGUAAAGAUUUCAAGAAGAAAAAUGUCUAGAGAGACAAGUAAUAUCUUUCAGAAUAAGUUAACAGAGGAAACACAUAUUUUCGACAAUAAUGAAUCAUUGCAUGAAUUUGUAAAACAUCCAACUGCAAAAAGUAAAAAUUCAAAUAAAAGCCAUACUGAUGAUUUACAUUCAUCAAUUUCUCGGAGAAGUUUAUCAAAAGCACAAUGUUCAAUGAUCAAGAGAUAUUCUGCAUCCAAUAUUAAUGAGGCAAUGCAAAAUAGUUAUGAGAACGAAGAUGUCGAUAAAGUUGUAAAAAAUAAAUCUAAAUUAUUAACACAGCUGCAAAAGAAUAAAGAAACGAAUGCUUUUGAAGAUGCUUUCGUUGAUAAUAGUGAUGUUAGUUUGCCAAAAAGUAGAGACCAGAAUAACCAGUCUCGAGUAAUCAAUACUCGUGAUGUAGAACCUCAGACGUCAAGAAUCUCGUUACGCAUUUCUCCGGAAAUAUCUGCUGAUAGUUUGAAGAAUAAUGUCGCGGAUAAGAAUUCAGUGGUGACAACAAGUCCUAGAUCAAAGUUCUUCAAAGCAUUUAAGAAAUUAAAUAAGGAAACGCAAGAUGAAAUGAAAGACCUCAUGUCAACCAGUUUACCAACGGAUGUUAACAACGUUCUCGACAAAAGACCAACUCUCAAGCCAAAAACAGCGAUUAUGAAACGUGUAUUCCAGAAAAACUCAGACUCGAGUCUAUUCAAGAAGAUAGUCGAAGAAGACAAAGACAAUGUGGAAGAUAAUAGCAGUAUGCUGAUUGGAAAUCGUACUUCUCCUUUGCCAAGUGUAGUCGCGCAGCGCGAUAAAGUUAAAUCUUUCAUGAUGUCGAAUUUAUCAGUUGUGAAUGAAAGAAUGGCGAACGAUUCGGGAUUCCUUUUUCACAGUCGUUCAUCCUCGAUCAUUAAUGACAAAGAAAAUUCUGACCACCUAUGCAUAGAUUUGGAACAACAUAAGCCCAUAAACGUCUCGAAUGACGCGGAUGCACAGAAAUCGGUCUCUCAAAAGAAUGUGACAGUUAUAUCAUCCGAUAAACAAUUAUCAAAGCACGGGUCUGUGGGAAAUGUACCAGAGAUUUCGAAAGACAGUGCAUCGGUAGGUAGGACGUCGCUCGUUGCCAGGUCGGACAUUGAUGAGGAGUUGGUUGGAGCUGCAACUAAUAGUUCACUUGACGAUGCGGCGAUAAGGAUCAAAAGUUUUGGCGGAGGUUCCCUUGCAUCAAAAUUACGCAGACGGUCGGCGCGUUCAAACAACAGUAGUGUACAUUCCGACAAUAUGACACCGCAUUCCAACAUAGAGACGCGUAGUGCUUCACGGACGGGAAACUCAACUAGGAAUUCGAAGAAUGUUUCUGUGGACAAACAUGCGAGUGUGACAGUUGGCAAAUCCACAGAAUUGGAAGAAGCAUUGAUGUCUGAUGACGAAGAAGCAACACCGACGAUGCGCACAAAUCCGCGAGAUUCGUCUCUCGCGACUUCGUCGAGAGAUCGAGCAAGCAAUAAAAUGGUAACUCGGCAAGAAUCCUUAACGAGUGGGUCGAUGCAGGCGCCAGACUCCAGUAAAACCUACGUUAAGGAGAAUAGGAAUACUUUGCCUACAAAAUCGAGCAGGCUUCAAAGUCAACGCAGCACACCCGUUAAAGCGACAAGCAAUGACAGUAUCAACAAGACAAAUGCAACCUCAUCCAACAAAACGAUAGACUUCUUCUUCAAGACGAAACGGCCUUCGACAGCUAAGAAGCAGGCCACGUCGAACGAGCAGCGCCUGGUACCAUCGAUCUUUAAUGCCGAGAAGAUGCGGGAGAUUAAAAAGCAGUUGGAGAUCAUGAAAAAUCGUGAAGCAACCACGAGUAAGACACACGGCAGGACCGAUAAAACCGAUAAGAGACGUUUGAACAUGAAGCCCGUUGGUGUUCCGGGUGGAGCUGCGAAGAAGAAAAAAUUGGCCACCGAUCUUGCGAAGAAAGUGAACGAGGCGUACCUGGUGAACGGAAAGGUAUACAAAGCACCGAAGCUUCCACGUCCAAAGCAAUGGGCCACGGAUCGCCUUUACAAGUUCCUGUGGAAACGCAUGGAACCGAAGUACAAGCUGUCGACGCGAGUACGGUCCGAGAAGUUCAUUAAGGAGUUCAACGAGGUUACCAGUCUGAUCUUACGGCGUAAAAAAUACGGCAGCUACAAAUCCGAGCUGGAUGCCCUGAUGAAGGAGAUGGCCCGUUUGCAGAUCAUCAACACUCGCAACGACUUCUACAACUUCUGUCGCGACUUCAUGCCGUACGAAUUUCGUGCUAAGGUCAUCCCUAUAUUGUUACCCGGUAACGAGCAGACGAUUCCCUACGAUCCGGCGGAGCUGCAUGUGCCUUUGCUCGAUGAAUAAGAUUCGCCGUUGCAGAAGACCAACAGAAGUCGAUCCACUGACUUAAUUGUUGUACUAGUCUCGUUGUAUACGUGCAGGUACACGUACUCUAUAUAAUAAUAUGUGAACGAAGGCGCGCGAUGUAUGGGUGCUAACAAGUCACGCCAAGAGCGCCAUUGUAUUUUUGACAAUUGCACGUGCGUUAGAACAGAGAUGAAAUAUUAUUUAACUAUGUAUUAUAUCGUAAGAGCGAGUUUCCUGCUGCAGAAAAGCCCAGGAGAUCGCUAUUUUUGUAUCUUCUAAUAAAGAAAUAUGUUCUAUGUA